AAAACACUUCCGCAUAGUCAGAUUAUCAGCGAGACUGCAUGAAGUAGAUUUAGUGUCAUAAUGGCUAAAUUUAAAGACAAAAGACGAGAGAAAGUCAGUGUCGCCACUGAGAUUGACCGUUUGGAGGAGCGACGGGCACGUUGCCAAGACAACCUGGAGAGAGCUGAGUUCAGGAGCAGGAAGGAGAAGCUGUCUGAAAAGGAGAGGCAGGAACUGGAAGAUGAAAUGACCAUCAUUAAUGAGAGGGUGCAGAAGUUAGACAAAGAGCUGGAGACGUUACGAGGAGAGAAUCGGAAGAACAUGCUGUUGUCAGUCGCUCUGCUGGUUAUCAGCGCUCUCUUCUACUACGUCUUUAUUUACAGCGAAGAGGACUCCUGAUACCACCUGCCAUCUAAAGGCGACCUAAUGCUCUUAGAAGAACAAAAACCUCAGGACCAUGUUGUCGUGAGAUCAAAAGGCCAGGAUUGUAGGCACAAGGAUUAAACACGAGAGGAGCUGUGAUGAUGAAAUACUUGAGUCCUCCCUCUAGAUGGCAUCAUCGUCAUUGUGUUAAUUUCUGAUGGACACCAUAAUGGGUUUAACCUGCACAGCCAGGACAGCUUUUUGGACUAGAUUAACACACAUAUGAGAUAAUAUUAAAAUAAAAUGAAUAUUUUUUGUCUUUUGCUCAGCUUGUGUACAGUCACAGUCUAUAUUUCCAUCACUAUAUAAAGACCUUACUGUUUAUUAUGACAUUCAACAUGAAGAAUUUCAAACAGUUUGUCCAUUAAAUGAAUGUUUAAAUAUAAAGUUUGCCUUAUGCUACAAAUAACGCCAAAGUAAUAUUGCUAUAUUUUAUACAAAAUAUUGAAGAUAUGCUUCGUGAAAUGGUGCCGAUCAAGUCUGCUUUUGUUUUUCAGUCACAUGUAAAUAAAUGUGUGAUGAUGCAUGGUACACAUGUCAUGUUUGUAUGCUUUGUUUGACACAAAACAGAGAACCUGAAGAAUGUAUUUUUUGUUUUGAUGCAUCUAUCUCCUAAUAAAAGCUGAAAUAUU
Plectropomus leopardus (leopard coralgrouper) is the source of this 1034-nucleotide messenger RNA. It is a transcript of the gene ccdc167, whose product is annotated as coiled-coil domain containing 167. The record is from RefSeq and is a predicted model, not a curated record. NCBI's taxonomy places the organism in Eukaryota, Metazoa, Chordata, Actinopteri, Perciformes, Serranidae.